This is a messenger RNA of Adineta ricciae, 891 nucleotides long. The record is from the annotation of a GenBank genome assembly. Lineage: Eukaryota; Metazoa; Rotifera; Eurotatoria; Adinetida; Adinetidae.
AUGAAAUUCUUUCUUUUACUUUUGUCAUUAUACUUUACAAUUGAUGUCAUUUAUUGCCAAACAGAUCCCAAUAAUACGUAUAAUGUUCCUUUGCUGGAUUUCACUGAUAAUCCUGUGAAUAAAUCUUUAUUAUGUUCGACGCCUGGUUGCUGCGCAAUAGCAUUAACUUUUGACGAUGGUCCUGAUGGAGCUGGUGGAGCUACGGAUGCUAUUGUCGAUUUCUUACACAGUAUUAAUCUUCCUGCCACAUUUUUUAUAAACACAGAAAACUGGGUUAAUGUUAAUACAGAUCUCGCUGCUCAAAAGUCAAUUAAGAAUAUUGUCGAGUAUAGAUUUAAUCUUGGAACACAUACUGUGCAUCAUAAAAAUUUACCUGAUUUAAAUAACACCGAUAUUGCAGAUGAAAUUGUUGGUGUUCAAACAACUUUAAAUAAAUUCAUGUCUCCACCACCCCGUUUAUCUUUAUUUCGUGCACCUUUCGGAAAGCCUUAUCAAGAUGAUACACAGACGCAUAUGAAUAUUGUUUCAAAAAUAGCAGCAGAUGCAGGUUAUUUUCAUGUCAGUUGGCAAAUCGAUUCUCAAGAUUAUAGUUGUGGUAACAAUAUCACUUGUGUCGUUGAUCCAAUACUAAAUGCUGUUGAUCGAGGAGAGUGGGGUAUUGUAUUAAUGCAUUUUGUUUAUCAAAAUACGGCAAAUGCUUUACCUUCUAUCAUUGAUGGACUUAAACAAAGAAAAUGUGAAUUUUUUACUAUUGAACAAUUGGUUCACGCUAAAUAUGGAAAAUCUUCAGCAGAUGUUAUGGAUGAUUAUAAUAGAAAAAGUAAAGCUACUACUGCUACUUCUUCCGCGUUUCUAUUAAUCAUCUUCAUUUUUUCUAAAUUUCUUUUCUAA